This is a messenger RNA of Triticum aestivum (bread wheat), 1845 nucleotides long. Its product is annotated as hydroquinone glucosyltransferase-like. The transcript has a single exon. Gene Ontology annotation, molecular function: UDP-glycosyltransferase activity. The coding region runs from base 134 to 1627 and encodes 497 amino acids. The record is from RefSeq and is a predicted model, not a curated record. NCBI's taxonomy places the organism in Eukaryota, Viridiplantae, Streptophyta, Magnoliopsida, Poales, Poaceae.
UCCCAAAAAACUGUAUACUCUACCUCGUAACAUGCCGAAUGGGAUCGGACCUUGGAAUCCAGAUCCACAAGACCACAACCAGCAUCUCGCUCACGGACGCACGGUGCACCGCAAGAAUUAACCCGUCGGCGGAAUGGGGUCGUUGACCAGCACUGGCUCCGCGCCACCCAGAGCGCGGCCGCGGCCGCACGUCGUGCUUCUGGCCAGCCCCGGCGCCGGCCACCUCAUUCCAAUGGCCGAGCUGGCGCGGCGGCUCGUCGAGCUCCACGGCUUCGCGGCCACGAUCGUCACCUUCACCAACCUCUCCGGCCCGGCAGGCCAGCUUCUCCCGCGCCUCCCCGCCUCCGUCGCCACCGCCGCGCUCCCCGCCGUCCGGAUGGACGACCUCCCCGCCGACGCCCACGACGGGUUCGUGCUCCUGGAGCUCGUCCGCCGCUCCGUCCCCAACAUCCGCGCCCUCCUCCGCUCCAUCAACGACGGCUCCAGUGCCGCCCCGCUCGCCGCGCUGGUGCCCGACUUCCUCUGCUCCGUGGCGCUGCCCGUCGCCGCCGAGCUCGGCGUCCCGGGGUACCUCUUCAUCCCUAGCAACCUGGCGUUGGUCGCCCUCACGCGCCACAUCCUGGAGCUCCACGAGGACGCCGCCCCGGGCGAAUACCGCGACUUCGCGGUGCCUCUCGAGCUUCUCGGCGGCGUCUCGCUGUGCCGCGAGGACCUCCCCGACGGGUGCGGCAGUUCCAGGCACCCGGGUUACGAGCAGGUUGUCGAGUUGGGCCGGAGGAUCCGCGCUGCCGAUGGCCUGUUGGUGAACACGUUCUACGAGAUGGAACUUGGCACCGCGGAAGCGUUCAAGCGGCUGGCGGCACCGGAGCAAGUUGCAGACGCGUUCUUCUUCCCGCCGGUGUUCCCGGUGGGGCCAUUCGUCCGGCGGCCAGAUCCCGACGAAGCCGACGCGGGAGCGUUGUCACCAUGCUUGGAGUGGCUCGACCGUCAGCCGGUCGGUUCUGUGGUGUACGUCGCCUUCGGGAGCGGCGGAGCACUUUCUGUGGAGCAGACGGCCGAGCUCGCGGCUGGUCUCGAGGCGAGCGGCCAAAGGUUUCUCUGGGUCGUGCGGAUGCCAAGAACCGACGGCGGCGACGACGAGGAAGAUCCAUUGGCGUGGCUCCCCGAGGGCUUCUUGGGGAGGACGCGGGGCAGGGGCCUGGCCGUCGCGGCGUGGGCGCCUCAGGUGCGCGUGCUGUCCCACCCCGCGACCGCCGUCUUCGUGUCGCACUGCGGGUGGAACUCGACUCUGGAGAGCGUGGGGUGCGGAGUGCCGAUGCUCGCGUGGCCGCUGUACGCGGAGCAGAGGAUGAACGCCGUUAUUUUGGAAGAGAAGCUUGGAGUGGCAUUGCGAGUGCCGCCGGAAGUCGGAUGCUUGGUGACCCGCCACGAGAUCGCCACCGCCGUGAAGGAGCUCGUGGAGGGGGGUCAGAAGCUGCGGCGCCGGGCCGAGGACCUGCAGAAAGCGGCAGCACAUGCGUGGUCACCGGAGGGGCCGUCGCGCCGUGCGCUAGAGGAGGUCGCCGUCAAGUGGAAGGCGGCGCUUGGCAGUGGCAGAGAAAGUAACACAUGUAGACGUAGUGCAUGAUCCUGAUCGUACUUUUAUUUUGAUGUUACUUUGUGUACCGGUCAUUUGGUUUGAGGCGACGCAUCUUCAGUGCUACCCUCAAACUGGACACCAUUUCCAUCUGUGGACACGUGAGAACUAGUCCAUGAACACUGAUGCGGAAACUGACUAUCCAACCAUAGUUGCAUGCAUUUCAAAGCCGAUUUUAACAAACCAGGUAAAGUUCAGAGGUAAAUACA